Molecule: messenger RNA, 451 nt
Organism: Adineta steineri
Lineage: Eukaryota; Metazoa; Rotifera; Eurotatoria; Adinetida; Adinetidae
Source: the annotation of a GenBank genome assembly
AUGAAUUCAGAUAAAAACGUAUCAAAUUUUACGCGUCUUGAAAUAUUCAUACAAUAUUAUCUUGAUCGUAUUACUCCAUUCAUUACAUUUCGGUGGUUAUUUAAUUUAUUUCUAUUUAUUCUUUUUUGUUGUCGAAUUAUAUUUUCACACAGUUUCUAUAUAAUAGCAUAUGCUCUUGGAAUAUUUUUACUCAGUCAAUUUCUUCUUUUUCUAACACCCAAACAUGAAGUAUCAUUAGAUGAUAAUAAUGAUAAUGAAUUACGUUUACCAACAAAAUCAACCGAUGAAUUUCGACCAUUUAUGCGUCGUUUACCAGAAUUUAAAUUCUGGUAUACAACAUUUAAAGCAUUAAUUAUUUGUUUAUUCUUAACAUUAUUCUCAAUAUUUAAUAUACCAGUCGUAUGGCCUGUACUUGUCAUUUAUUUUAUAGUAUUAUUUAUUUUAACAAUGA